Dioscorea cayenensis subsp. rotundata (Guinea yam) is the source of this 1852-nucleotide messenger RNA. RefSeq names its product protein NUCLEAR FUSION DEFECTIVE 4. The transcript is spliced from 2 exons. Gene Ontology annotation, cellular component: membrane. NCBI's taxonomy places the organism in Eukaryota, Viridiplantae, Streptophyta, Magnoliopsida, Dioscoreales, Dioscoreaceae. Bases 80 to 1600 code for a protein of 506 amino acids. The record is from RefSeq and is a predicted model, not a curated record.
AGACUUUCAGUCCCUCACAACUCUCCUUAAAUACACCACCACCAAACUUGUUCUAAACAAGCAAAAAUUCUCAGAGAUCAUGUCUUCUUCUGCACAACAAUGGCUAAGUUUAGUAGGAGCCAUAUGGCUCCAAACUAUCAAUGGACCGAAUUCCGACUUCCCUGUCUACUCCUCUGAACUCAAGGAUCUGCUCACCAUCUCCCAACUCCAGCUCAACAACCUCGCAUUCGCCUCUGAUGCCGGGAAGCUCUUUGGGUGGUUAUCCGGCCUUGCCGCUGUCUACCUCCCUCUAUGGCUUGUUCUACUAAUAGGCUCUUGUCUAGGCCUAAUUGGUUAUGGUUUUCAAUUCCUCUUCUUAGUUCACAAGUUCUCCAAACUAUCAUACUGGCAUGUCUUCCUUCUCACUGUAUUAGCAGGCAAUGGCGUAUGCUGGAUCAACACUGUUUGCUACCUCAUUUGCAUCCAAAACUUCUCAUCAAAUCAAAGAAGUGCAGUGCUUGGAAUCUCAACAAGUUAUGUUGGAUUAAGUGCCAAAGUAUACACUGUCCUUGCUGAUUCUUUCUUCCAUUUCUUAACUUCUCAAAGCAAGGCCAAGUCUUAUCUUCUCCUCAAUGCCACUGUUCCAAUGCUAGCAAGUAUAGUAACCUCACCAUUUACCAGAAAAAUUCAUCCAGCAAACCAAGAACAACUAAAGUCAUCAGCUCUUAUAUUUUUGUUCAUCAUAACAAUAGCCACCGGAGUUUGUGCAGUUAUUAGCAGUGUUGGUUCGAUGUCCUCUGGCCGGAGAUUAGCAACUCAACAUGCAAUAAGUCUAGGCUUGCUUCUGGCAUUACCUUUGGUCAUUCCAGUUGCCAUGAAAUUCAAGCAAGUUUUAGAAGACAAUAAAGUGCAUGAUCUUGUGAGUAUUCACCAGGUUGACGUCAAAGAAGCCAGUGAAGAUAAUCAAAGCAAAGAGGAAAACAUUGGAGCCAGUUCAAUGAUAAAGAAAUUGAACUUCUGGUUGUACUACUUCAGCUACAUGUUCAGUGCAACACUUGGCUUAGUUUUCUUGAACAACAUGGGACAAAUCGCCGAAUCACGCGGUCUCUCCAAGACUUCUUCUUUGGUCUCCAUAUCUUCUUCUUUCGGUUUCUUCGGUCGUUUAGUUCCUUCUCUUCUUGACUUUUACUUUUCAAAAAACGGUCAUGUAAUAUCAAGAACCGCGUCGAUGACAAUCUUGAUGGCACCAAUAGCAGGAUCAUUCUUCCUCUUGCUCAACCAAAGCAAUCUCUCAUUGUACAUCAGCACAGCAGUGAUUGGAGCAUGCACAGGAGCAAUUACAUGCAUUGCAGUGUCAACAACUCCGGAAUUAUUCGGAAUUAAGCAUUUUGGAGUGAACCAUAAUGUUGUUGUCACUAACAUUCCCAUUGGAUCUUUGAUCUUUGGUUUCUUUGCUGCUUUUGUUUAUCAAAACAAGGAGAAUGGAAGCAGGAGUUGCAUGGGGAGUGAAUGUUUUAGAACAACAUUCGUACUUUGGGGUUCCAUUUGUUCAUUUGGAACUCUUCUUUGCUUUUUUCUUUAUCUUAGGACUAGAAAAAAGUUUUAUUUGGAUACUAUAUAAUCUUAAAAGAUCACCUUUACCUACAUAAUUUUAGAUAUGUAUUGGAUAAAAAUAUAUAUAUAUAUAUAUAUAUAUACAUGGAUACAUAUUUUUGAUGGUGAUCUCAUGUUACUUGUUCUAGUAAUAUAUAGUUGCCUAUAAAAUAACAAGCAAAUUUACUGUAUGAUUUCUUGUUUUAAAUACUGAAAAUUAUUGUACCAAGUUGUAUGAGCGGUUGGCUGAAUCUCAAUGCAUUGUCUCUUUACGUGAAAA